AUGACUUCUUUCCCUAUUCCAAUAGAUUUCACGGCUCCAGAUCCUGACUCGGCGUCGAGUCCGGGUCCGUCAAAGGCCAAGUCAAAAUGGAAUAAAGUUCGUCAUGCUGUCAAAGUAUCUUCGACUAUCAAAGAGAAUGAUCGACUGUCAAAAGCGGAUACUUUAGCUGUGGGCAGUACUACAAGUAGCGCCAGCGCUGCUUUUGCUAGAAGCUUGGUUCUAUUCACUGGAUUCCUAUUUAGAAGACCCAGUAAAUUAUUUAGACCAAGUAGAGUCGAUACAUGGGCUGGUUUAAGACAAUUGGCUAUAUCAUCAGAUCAAACAUUGUCACCUUCAUUCAUACGUGAUUUGUUAAAACGUAAAACAGGUUUAAUAGCAAUCACAUUGACUAUCUUACCACCUUUGAUAAUCAAUACCACCAUGGGUUUUUUAUUAUUCACAAGUCAUUCAUUAUUCUCUUUAUCACUAGCUAAAUUACCUUUUUUUCAAAAACCAAAGUCCCCAUCCACGAUAACGACCACGAACGAGGACGGAGAAGAAAUAGAAAUCGAGAAUACCGAUAAAGAUAGAGAUAGAGCAAGAUAUCAUUCCCCUCUCAUAGGAAGAAAAGGUGAACCAGAAGAAGAAGAAAUCAAUUUCGAUACAUUAUUAAGGGGUCCAAGUAUCAUACCAAAUCAUCCUACUAUACUUUCAGCUAUAGCUGGCGCUGGAGCUGGUUUGGUUCAAGGUGCUGCCUUUACCCCUGUAGAGAAUGUCGUCAGAUUUCUGCAUCAAUCCACAACUUCUCUGACGGCGAUGGCGGCCAACUUCCUCAAGCUACCAAUACGCAACGUACCCAAAGCAUUUGAAGGCUCACAACCUGCAACACCUAUUCAAGCCAUCAAAAACCUAUUCGCUAGUGAGACUUGGAAGAAAAAUAGUAGCUGGUGGACCGGUUGGAGAUGGGCUAUAGCUAGAGAUGCGCUAAGCUACAGCUGCUUCUUUGCUGCUUUCGAUGUGACUCGUCGAAUUGGAUUACGUGUCAAAGCUUUAUUCGGAGGAUCGAUUCAGCCCGGAUGGGAUAAUUUCCUAGUAUUAGAUUUCCCUUCUGGCACCGCAAACUCCGAUACUUCACCGAAUAAGCGCCAAGCAACCUUACUUGGAAAUGCAACAGGAAGUGAAAUAGAAGAUCAACCUGUUCCUACAGUAGCUAGAGUAGCACAAGCUGCUACUAUCGUUACAGGGGGAGUCUUAGCUUCUAUAUUAGCGGAAUUAGUUGGUAGACCAUUUCGUGCAUGCCAAAAAAUAAUGAUGAUUGAUUCUCAAGCUCAAUUACAAGCUUCCAUAAGAUAUCAGGGAGGUAUUCAACCAAUAUUAAUAGGUGGAACGAAAAAUCCCAGUGGUGGAAGGUUUCAUAAAUGGGAUCCGAUAAUCGAAACUUUCAAAGAAAGAGGUUUUAGACCGUUUUUACAACCUGAUAAACCACCCUUAAAUCUCAUGUCAACCAAGCCGAUCGAUGAGAUGGUACAGAAACAAGGUAAGAUUACUAGAAUGGCGAAGAAAAUGGGCUGGAGAAUGGCCGCUGUCGGUCCAUGGGGUUUUGGGUUCCUGGUUUGGGCUUGGGUAGGUGGUGAGAUCUGA
Molecule: messenger RNA, 1620 nt
Organism: Kwoniella shivajii
Lineage: Eukaryota; Fungi; Basidiomycota; Tremellomycetes; Tremellales; Cryptococcaceae
Exons: 5
Coding region: 1-1620 (539 amino acids)
Biological process (GO): mitochondrial L-ornithine transmembrane transport
Cellular component (GO): mitochondrion
Molecular function (GO): L-ornithine transmembrane transporter activity
Source: RefSeq, a predicted model, not a curated record